AGACAAAAGGUAUAGAAAAGAUCCGGGAUUUGCCCCAAUUCGUUGAGACAUUAGGUUUUGUUUCUUCACCAAUUCGCUAUCUUUUAUAAACCAUUCUGUUCGAUUCAACCUUUUCUUCCUCCUCGAAUCACCUCCGCCAUGGAUUCUCGUCUUCCGUUUCUCCUCCUCACCAUAGCUGUCUCAUCAUGCUUUCCCUCUGGGUUCGCUUCAUCAUCGUCGUCGGUUUGCAAUCACGAAUUCGAGCUUUUCCGGUUCGAUUUAGACUCCAAAUGCUCUCCUUCUAUGUAUCCAGCUCCUCCUAUCGAGUUAGAUGGAGACUCACUGGACAGGUUAAUGGCUUUGAAUCAUGAUGGAAAUGCUUAUGUGUCUGUGCUCUUCUAUGCUUCCUGGUGCCCCUUCUCACGUGCUCUGCGCCCUAAGUUUGAUAUGUUGAGUUCCAUGUUCCCUCAGAUACAGCACCUAGCUGUGGAUCAUUCUCAAGCACUACCAUCUGUCUUUUCAAGGUAUGGUAUCCAUAGCCUACCUUCAAUCCUGAUGGUUAAUCAAACUUCAAAAGCGCGGUACCAUGGUAGAAAGGAUCUUACAUCCUUGAUUGAGUUUUAUGAGGAAUCAACAGGUCUCAAACCUGUUCAGUACGUGGCUGAAGCGGAACCAACAGCCAGCUUAGACGCUGGAGAUGGUAAUCUGAUCACAUGGUUACGCAAAGGGACAUCUAUAAGCGAAAUAUUCAAGGGAGAUCCAUUCUUGGUGCUGUCUCUGCUGUUUAUCUGUUUACAAAUGGCAAUCCAUGUCUUCCCCAUGGCAGAACCGCGUUUAAGAGCGUUGUGGGCUUCUUAUGUUCCCAAUCUUAACCUGGAAAGAUUUGGAGAGGUAAGCCAAGUGUUCAGCCGCGCUCUUCACAUGGUGGACGUGAGGAGGCUGUGGUUGAAACUAACGCUCGUCAAAACAAGGAGCUUCAGUGAGAGGGCAAAGAAUGCUCAAGCAUGGGCUUCGUCGCUAGCAUCUGUCUCUCUAGGCCAGACUUCAUCAAGCCAGUCCUCUUGAUCCUAAGGGUGAAAAAAUCGAAUCCCUUUAAACAUCCUUGUAGUAUCUUGUGAGGGAAGAGAUAUAAGCAUUUAGUGAGUUCUGGAACUCUGAGUUUGUUUCUCUGUAUGCGUCAAAGCAUGUAAAUCCAGGAACUGCUUUUGCUUAUGUUUGUGAAUAUUGAGAUGUCUGUUUUUGACCUCAUUUCUUUUACUGAAUAAUCUUCAGGGUUACUUUGAGUUGUAAUGUUUUUGUAUUGCCUUUGAGAGUGUGAUCCAGCUCAAUUGCUGUGUCAUUUUUCUUACCUUUCUACAUUGAUCUCUUAUUAUUUUCCUUUUUCUUUCAAGUGGAGAUUCAUGAGUUUUGGAACUUAAAAAGACUAUAAUGAGCUAUGUAACAGAUGUAUUAGUGCCUGA
This is a messenger RNA of Raphanus sativus (radish), 1439 nucleotides long. Its product is annotated as 5'-adenylylsulfate reductase-like 5. The record is from RefSeq and is a predicted model, not a curated record. The coding region runs from base 139 to 1044 and encodes 301 amino acids. The transcript has 4 exons. NCBI's taxonomy places the organism in Eukaryota, Viridiplantae, Streptophyta, Magnoliopsida, Brassicales, Brassicaceae.